Molecule: messenger RNA, 9073 nt
Organism: Calidris pugnax (ruff)
Lineage: Eukaryota; Metazoa; Chordata; Aves; Charadriiformes; Scolopacidae
Gene: KCNQ2
Product: potassium channel, voltage gated KQT-like subfamily Q, member 2
Exons: 17
Coding region: 1-2328 (775 amino acids)
Biological process (GO): potassium ion transport; transmembrane transport
Cellular component (GO): membrane
Molecular function (GO): voltage-gated potassium channel activity
Source: RefSeq, a predicted model, not a curated record
AUGAAGCACGAUGGUUUUCUACUAGUUUUCUCCUGCCUGGUGCUGUCUGUCUUUUCGACCAUUGAUGAGUACCAGAACAGCUCAGAAGGGGCCCUUUACAUCCUGGAAAUCGUCACCAUCGUGGUGUUUGGGGUUGAAUACUUCGUGAGGAUCUGGGCAGCUGGAUGCUGCUGCCGGUACCGGGGCUGGAGGGGAAGGUUAAAAUUUGCCCGCAAGCCGUUCUGCGUCAUCGACAUCAUGGUGCUGAUCGCGUCCAUCGCCGUGCUGGCAGCGGGGUCCCAAGGGAAUGUCUUUGCCACCUCAGCGCUCAGGAGUUUGAGGUUCCUGCAGAUCCUGCGCAUGAUCCGCAUGGACCGGCGGGGAGGCACCUGGAAGCUUCUGGGCUCUGUGGUCUACGCACACAGUAAGGAGCUGAUUACUGCCUGGUAUAUUGGCUUCCUGUGCCUCAUCCUGGCCUCUUUCCUGGUAUACUUGGCCGAGAAAGGAGAAAAUGAGCACUUUGAUACAUACGCAGAUGCACUCUGGUGGGGUCUGAUUACUCUCACCACCAUUGGCUACGGGGACAAGUACCCCCAGACCUGGAACGGGCGGCUGCUGGCGGCAACGUUCACCCUCAUCGGUGUCUCCUUCUUCGCCCUUCCUGCCGGGAUUUUGGGCUCGGGGUUUGCCCUGAAGGUUCAAGAGCAACAUCGACAAAAGCACUUUGAGAAGAGGCGAAACCCGGCAGCGGGCCUGAUUCAGGCGGCUUGGAGAUUUUAUGCCACCAACCUGUCCCGGACGGACCUGCACUCCACCUGGCAGUACUACGAGCGCACCGUCACCGUCCCCAUGUACAGCACGCAAACGCAAACGUACGGUGCCUCCAGACUCAUCCCUCCUCUGAACCAGCUGGAGCUCCUGAGGAACCUGAAGAGCAAGUCGGGACUGACAUUCAGGAAAGAGCAGCAGCCCGAACCAUCGCCAAGUAAAAGCAAACCGUGCAGAGAGUCACUUUGCGGAUGCUGCUCAGGAAACUCUAGUCAGAAGGUCAGUUUGAAAGAUCGUGUCUUCUCCAGUCCCCGCGGUGCUGGCACCAAAGGGAAAGGCUCUCCACAGGCUCAGGGCAUCCGGAGGUCCCCCAGUGCUGACCAGAGCAUCGAGGACAGCCCGAGCAAAGUCCCCAAGAGCUGGAGCUUCGGAGACCGCAGCCGAGCCCGGCAAGCUUUCCGCAUCAAGGGAGCGGCGUCGCGGCAAAACUCAGAAGAAGCAAGCCUCCCCGGAGAAGACAUUCCUGAUGAGAACAAAAGCUGCAAUUGCGAGUUUGUGACGGAAGAUUUGACACCAGGGCUGAAAGUCAGCAUCAGGGCAGUGUGCAUUAUGAGAUUUCUCGUCUCCAAGCGCAAGUUUAAGGAGAGCCUUCGGCCCUACGACGUGAUGGAUGUCAUCGAGCAGUAUUCAGCUGGUCACCUGGACAUGCUCUCCCGGAUUAAAAACCUUCAGGCCAGAGUUGACCAGAUUGUUGGGAGAGGAUCCUCCAUGACUGACAAGGAUCGGACCAAAGGGCCAGCGGAGGGGGAACUGCCUGAAGACCCCAGCAUGAUGGGCAGGCUUGGAAAAGUUGAAAAACAGGUUCAGUCAAUGGAGAAGAAGCUGGACUUCCUGGUGAACAUUUACAUGCAGCGGAUGGGCAUCCCACCAACAGAGACGGAGGCUUAUUUUGGGUCCAAAGAACCAGACCCAGCACCUCCUUACCACAGCCCCGAAGACAGCAGGGAGCACAUUGACAAGAACGGCUGUAUCAUCAAGAUCAUCAGGUCCACCAGCUCCAUGGGUCAGAAGAACUUCUCUGCCCCACCAGCCCCGACCAACACUUGCCCACCCUCGACCUCAUGCCAGCAGCAGGUCUACCAGCGGCAUAGCCAUGGCUCCUCGCCCGUCGGAGACCCCGGCUCGCUGGUCCGCAUCCCACCUCCACCCUCCCAUGAGCGCUCCUUGUCAGCGUACAGCGGUGGGCACAGGGCAAGCGCAGAGUACCUGAGGAACGAAGACAUUACAACCAAACACCACGAGAGUGCCAUGAGAGACAGCGACACGUCCAUCUCCAUCCCCUCGGUAGACCACGAGGAACUGGAGCGCUCUUUCAGCGGCUUUAGCAUCUCCCAGUCCAAAGAGAAUUUGGACAUCCUUAACAACGGUUGCUAUGCAGCCGUGGCCAAAAUCAGACCCUACAUUGCAGAAGGGGAAUCAGACACCGAUUCUGACCUCUGCACGCCCUGCGGUCCUCCUCCCAGGUCGGCCACGGGCGAGGGACCUUUCAGUGACAUGGGCUGGUCAGCCCCCAGGCAGUGAAGCCUUCUCGCAGUCACCGAGCCACGUCUGAGCACUGGCAGCUGCCCACUCCAGCUGUCCACGCGUCGAACUUCUCAAGGAGAUUGACAGCUAAGGUUUUCCUCCUUCUAGGACAUCCUUAGCUGGCGGAUAAUUUCUUGCAGCUUACUCUGGGGGGUGAACGAGCAGGUCUGAGCCUGCACGUGUGGAAGAGGUCACGGUGGUGGUGAGCGAACUGGAGCCAUGAAGUCCAGAUUUCUUUCAUACUCUCUUUCUAAGAUCAUUAGGUGAAAUUAUGUCAUGGUGCAGGGUAGGCAAUUUGCAUUUCUUGGGAAUCUUCAGAAGUGCAGGGCAGGAGUAAAUCACCCAGCCAGGGCUUUUGGAGGUCACAGUAACUGGUGGCUGACAACUGUUAGGUGGGAAUUGCCACGUCAUGUUAUUGGUGAUUACACCUUUGGGUACUGUGGAGUCGUGGAAUGAACACGUGUCUGUUUCUGGCUUAGAUUUCAGGUCACAUGUAAUUAUGGGGGGGUUGUUACUCUCUGGUCCUUCAUUAACCGUCAGGAAGGUGUCAUAAUUCCAAUAUAAUACAUGGAAAUGUUGCAUAGGCCUCUGGAGGAGAGGGCUGGUGGCUGGAAUACUGGUAUGAACAAGAAGACGUGGCUUCAAAGUGGGACAGGUUGGGAUACUGCUCUGAACCUGAACGCUUUGGAAAUUAGCCCAUCUUAUGAAAUCAAAAAACUCAGAAAUGUGAGCUUGAGUGCAGGCAGAGAGACCACCCAGAGAGCAGAGAAAGGAGACAGAGAAGGAGGACAAGAGACUACGGGGCUGGAAUUUAAUGUUUUAAACCAUGUAUUAUAUGUAAUUAUCUCUCCUCCCAUUGACAACGGACCUGGAGAUGCUUUGGAAGCAAAGGCAAACCAAAGGCAACCCCUCUGGAGGGCUGCCAUGGGGUGAAGCCAUUCUCGUGGCCAACAGUGAUGGUGUGGAGUCGCAGGCACGCCAGGCCAAAGGGAGAGGGUGGAUAUGCCAGAUGCUGUGGUCCCUGCAUUGCUGCAAGUUAAAUGCUGAGCUCCAUCCUUUUGAAGCCCUGUUGGUCAUAGUGGGCACUUUUCUUACAGUUUGCAUUGUGCCUGAACACUUUUGCACACACUCUGCCCCGUGAAAAUCUCCCCUUUCUUCUGCCCUGCCACAAAUCUCACACCCAUGUUCUCGGGACAUCCUUUGGUUUUGUUUGGAUCCCUCAAGCUGAGUUAAGAGGUGCUUCUUUGUUUCUUCAUGGUCUUUCAGAAGCCUCUUACCUGUGCUUGCCCGCAAAUUGUGCCAAUCCAAGUCUGCCCCGUUUUGUUGUUGUGAAAGUACUUUCUCUUGGAAAGAUCUUUGUGGUGUUACCAGGAACCUCAGCAGCGCCUUCAGCUGGGGGAAGGCAGGGGGAAAAGUGAUGCUUAAAGUUUCUUUUGGGACCAAAACGAAGUCACAAAGUGAUCCUUUACAUGGAUAGGUUGGUGAGGUGUUUUUGGAAGGGGGUGGAUCAGGAGAAGUUGCAUUUGGGGACCAUCUCCAGGGCUGGGACACGGUGGCCAGCAUUGUGCCUCUGAACCCUCCCGUGUGUCUUCAGCCCAAAUCCCAUGUGUGUUUUCUGCUGGGGCUGAGCCUGUGAUUUCAAACCCCAUCUCUCCACGUUUUCUCUGUGUCGUAUCAAGAGCCUGUUAAGGAUAUUUAGGUGACAGCUUCAUUUUUGUGUGGCCUUUGAGAGGUCGAACAUUGACUUGCUUGGGGUGAAGGGAGAGUCACAGCCUUUUUCUCUCCUCUUUGCUUGACCAGAGGCAGCAACCAGGGGAGACCCAGGACUAGUUUGGCCUUAGGGAAGAUGUGGGUGCAGUCUGGCAGCUUGCAGACAGAGAAUAAAACCAUCACUUUUGCUAGUGCUCAGGACCAUCACGCAGGUCUUCGCAUGAGAUUGAGGAGUGGGGGAAGGCUCUGCACUGUUUUUCCUGCCAUUUUUCACCAUUCAGGAAGGGAAGAUAUUUUUCUUAGAGGGCACCUUGGCUUCCAGCCAUGAUAGUUCCUUUCUUUCGCACUUGAUCCAUUUUUUUUGUUGCCUUCUGCAAUUUUUCUCUCUCUGCUUGUGCUCCCAAACUCCUUCUUGGCUCCAGAUUUCUUUGUGCAAAGUGAGCCCAGUGACGGCCUUGACUUCAAUACAGAGAAAUCUUUGAAUGCAAAAUGGCUGCAAAUUGUGCAGAUUUGCCCCUGGUAUGUUGCAAAAUGGUGCUUUCUGGUAGGGUGAGAAAUGUCAGCAGGUCCCAAAUCAGACUUGGUGGUGUUUUCUGGUGAGCACAAGAAUGGAAAUUGCAUUGGGUGAGGCAAAAGUCAGCAUUGCUCCAGCCAGCUGCUCACUGCAAAUUUUGCCCAAGUCAGAGACAACAAAGAUUUAUUAUCUUAUUUGUUUGCAAUUACUUUUCAAGACCUGCUGGAAAUUUGGCACAGGAGGGUACGAUAUAAAGGGUAUGAUAAGCAGAUGAGGAUGAUGUCAUGCAGGUACAUGACUGGUUUUUAAUAUAGGAGGCAAAGCGAGCAGGACUUCAAGGCACAAUUUUUGUGGGAUGUUAAUUUCCAUCAUGUCCUGAUUUUGAAGACCUAUUGGCUCUAUUUUGAAUGUCCAUUUCCUACUUCUUAUUGCAAAAUCCCUUUCUCCUGCCCAGAUGAUGUUACACCCUUGAAAGCAGAUACUGCCAGUGUGUCCCAAGGAGUCGCAAUUCCACUGUGUCCUCUGAGUUUUCCACAGAUUGAAAUCUGGCAGUAUUUUACCUCCUUUAGGGACUGCAUAGGAAUAAUUGUAUUUUCCCUCUUCAAGUCACUACUCCAGAGCUCGUAAAGAUCUUCUGACUUGUAGCUUUAGAAGGUGUUGGAUUUGUCCCACAAUCACUGAUUACAGAAAACUGCUUUAUACGUGUGCAGCACAGAGUGUAUCUUGCUGCUACAAAUUUCACAUAGAAUUUUUUUUGGAAGGUGUAAGAAAUAUCCCACCUUUAUCUGUGACAUAAUGUCAAAAAAAUGCCUCCAUCCACAACCAUGCCAUAAGCCAUCACUUCUCAUUCAUCCAGUGUGUCAUCCAAAAAGACCUGGAUUUUUGGGUUAACUUACACCAGAAUUAACUCCAAAUAAUGCUUCUUAUUUCCAUGGAAUUAUUUAUGCCUGCUAAAUGAUAACAGAGCCUGCUUGUUGCUUAUUGACAUAAAUAAUGUCAUUCCUGUCCUAAAUGGCAGUCCAAUACUUCCUGCAGGGUCUUCUCUUUCAAUCCCUCAGUCCCCCCCUGCCUGUAUCGCACACUCCUGGUGGUAAUCUCCCACAGGACGUCUAAACCACUAGGUUAAAAGAAAAUAAAUUUGUUUUGUUUUUCCUAAUACGGCAGUCCCAAUGAUAAAGUCCUUUAAAAGGAUGGACAGGCAAACUUCAUCCUUCUGUUGAGCCUCUCUUGGGCUGGUUUUUGCUCCCCUGUUCCUCCAGAGCGUGGUUCUGUAUUUUUUGGAGGACAGAAACAAGUUUUAGACAACUCUAAGUGUGGACAGAGGAGACCAAAAUGAGGUGAAGAAGGUGUGAAAGCCAAAUUUCCAGCAGGCCAUCUGGAAGUGCUGCAGGGGUGGCUGUGCCCACAUAGAGUUGUGUGCACAGAGUCUGGUUCCGAGGUGCCUCUGUGCUGAAUGUGGAGCCGUGGCCUUGGACCAGGGCCUGGGAUCUGGUCUCCAAGAAACCUUGGGACUUUUUUUUAUCAGAAUCUGGGUCUAAGUCUGGAGAGAAAAACUGCAGAUGGUCCUACCUGCGGGAUGGAGCAAUCCCUGGGGUUGGGACCUGAAACCACAGUCUGUUUUCAGGUGGUUCAGGUCCAAACUUGAGUUCCAAGUCAUCUAGGAGUUUGUGUCUCCAAACUGGAGAUGUGGCUGGAGAUGUUGCCAUCUCUCUGCAGGUGGCCUUUCAUAACGCGACCCCGAGACACAGGAACAGAACACUAGCCAUAAGUCAAAUUUCCCAAUAUUUGGGAAGGGACUUCAGUGUUACUCAAGUGCAGAUUUUGUAUGUGAAUUUCCUUGUUGACUCAUUUUCUUAUUGAUAAUUUUUAAAACAAAAAAGUCAAGGAACUCACUGAAAGAAAAACCUCUUGUCCAGCUCAGAAAGCCAUUAUAUUUAUUUAGACAGACUACGUGAUAGAUCAAAUUUUCUAAAAAUGUAUUUUAUUUCCAAUGCUGCUUAAUAGAUCCAACUAAAUUCUGCAGGGCCAUUGCUAGUUGCAGCUAAAUAGGUAUAUUUUUACAUUUUUAAUUGAUUUUUAAGACUUUAAAUUAUGUGAAUUUUUAGAACAAGUUUGUAUAAUCUACCUGAGAAGCCAGAGCAUCAUCUCAGAUACAGAUGUUCCCCUUCCUAAGAGUUACCUGAGAAAAGAAAAACACAUUUACUCAUAUUUUUCUCAAGAGGGAGCUACAGCAAACCUCAUUUCCCUUAUAUGCACUAUGGUCACGGCAACAGAAUUGCUAAAACCAAAAUGUAAUAGAUUAAAAGAGAAACUGAAAUUCCUAAGGAAUUUUCCCAAGAGUUAUUCCGGAUAAAGACCCUUAGCAGUGAGUAUUUUAUUGGGAAUGUUGAAAAAGCCCAGGAGCAGGCUAAGGAUUUCUGUUUCUCCAUCCCCGCUGGUGUGAGCCCUCGGGUUGAGCGAGCCCCCAACCUCCAGCCCUUCCUCCCCAUCACCCCUCUUGUCCCCCGACCCACAUCCCCAUCCUCUCGCCCGCUCUCCGCUGUGGGUCACCAUCUUCUGUUGUCACCCGCUUCCUUUUCCUGCACCCGAAACAAGGAAAUCAGAUACAAAAGCUCCUUCACCUGCAGUAACACGGAGGCUGCGACGUGGGGGUCCGUGGGGGGGGGGGUGAGGACAGCAGCCCCCCCCGAGCCCCUCGUGGGUCACUGCUGCUCAAGCCGCAGAAAAGCAAACUCUUGCUUUUAGCACAUGAACACCCAACUUUCCUGUGUCAGAGCAAAAUCUGCUUAGAGCACGGGUGUGGGUUCGUUGGUUUUUUUUAACAAUAACAAUAGGGUUUGGGUUUUUUUUUUUUUUUUAAAUAAUAAGGAUAUUAAUAACAACGCAUAGGAAUCUUCUUUAGUAUAUCUUAGUGUUUGAUGCCCCAGCGACACAAUACUGCUUGCCUUAUAUUAGUGUCUAGAGGGAGAGGGAUUACAGAUGUUUUGAUACACUAUUAAUCACGCUUAUAAUUUAGGUAGCAGCAAGGGGUGGCUGCUGCAGGGGGGAGCAGCCGGCUCCUUUUUAACGUAUGAAUGUGCUUUCCCGACUAUCUCACCCACUGUACUCUCAAUUUUGCCUGCUACUGCAUGCAGCCUGAGACGAGUAGACAGCACUAUGCUCCAGCUGUAUCUGCACUCCCAGAUUGCUGUAGUACCUGACCAGGUAGCGUUGCCAAAAAGCAUCGUCCUGGGGAGAGGCCGAUCCUGCCGGUGAGCCGUCGCGUAGGCCGCUGCGGUGCUUCUGUGGGGAACCCUGAUAGACCCAGUGUCUUUCACGCUGCCACCGGUCAUCGCCCCCUCCCUCUGAGACAGCAUGCAUGAACUCCACUUCUACUGCUUGUAACUAAGGGGAGAAAGGAGCCACGUUUGUACCUGUGGCUCCUUGAAAACGGGGAGGAAAAAUUGCAAUUUGUGUUGGCUGUGGAUAGCAACCUCCUUUCCACCCAGAUGCCUCUGAAGAAGAGCAUCCCAGGUGCCCCCUUUCUGAGGGUUCGGAGGAGCAGGCAGAACAAGGUAGGCAGUGCCAAGGAUGGAGGGCUGAUCUUUGUUUAGGAGAUGCCGUUUGAACCCACACGUGUGGGACUUGCCAUAUGUCUGGUUUGAUUCCCAAAGGGUUCUCUCGCCUGCGUCCAGCUCUGGUGUGUGUGUGUGCGUUUGCACCCACAGCCCAAGGGGCUGAGGGGAAUGUGACUCCCAAACUUUGGAAACCCUUCUUUGAAAAUUUCACCCACCCUCGUCUACAGCCCUUGGGUGUCCAGGGGCCCUGCAGGUGUGCCAUAGCCAUUCCUUGUGGAAGCAUCUCUUACUUUCCUUACGGAGAGGCACUGAGCUGCCUUCCUAUCUCUGUAAAUGUUUUGCUGCAGUUCUCCCUGCUCUAAUACCAGACUGUCAUGAGGCCUUCGGGGUUUGCCCGCCUCGCUGGUGUUUGCAGUCUUCUUGUAUCUCCUCGCACUGCUGCCAUCAUCUAGUUUGACACCGGUCCUGUAUCGUCACCUUCCUUGUCCUGACUGUACGCAAGUGAAGAUGUAACGCCAGAACUCUGCUCUGAGACUUGCUUUUGGCCUGGCAUCACUAGCUGUACCAGAGAGCCUUCAUGUUUUGUUAGCCAUGACAGUUUUGCUUUUUAUUGGCAAUUUAUUUGCUUCCUCAUCAAGCCACCGUGGCCUCAACCACAUCCCUGGUUUGUUCCGCUGGAGCCUUUCAGCGCGGGGAUGGAGUUUAUUUUGCCCCUCUGUGCAGCACCCUGUAAGGGGCUGUCCCCUUGGCUUUAGCUGAUUGCAGUGAAACAGGGAUGAGAGUUCGGUUCAGGUUUUCUUGUCUGAAGCUGAACAUCUCAGAGAAGAGCUUACAGACUCUAACGGUGUUGAUGCUUUUGCUCCCUGGAGCAAGAGCUGCUUUUAAGACCAGAGUCCCCUUCAGCGGUCCACGCAUGUGGCUUUGCAUGCCAGGCUCCAGCUCAAUCAUGGGGAGAAAUGGA